GUCUGUGUUUGUGAAAGAGGAGGGGGAAGCUUGUUAGAAUGUAACUCAAAUUAAUUUUCAAAAAAUAGAUUUAAUAAAAUAAAAGCUAAAUUCAACAAGAGUUGCAUCCUUAAUUGUCAUAUAAAUAUCCGUCACAAGUCUCUCUUCCCAUCGGUGUGAUAUAUAGAUGAAGCAAUUAAAACAAACCAUGAUGCUAAGUUUUGCAGAGAGGAAUAAAAGUCCGAACUGGCUCCAGAGACGGUUUUCUGGACAAACAGGCCGGGAUUAUGAUAUCAGUGAUAGUGUCGAGUACCCAACAGCAGUUGCAGCAGCUGCAUUUGCAGUUAAAUUGCUUGAAGAAUCAAACAUCCCAGAUCAGAGAAAGACUGGUGGGGGCCUUGAUACCUCCAUGACCAAGACCAAGAGUAAAUCAGAAGAAAUAACUCAUGCAUCAGAAUCUCGUCGGCGAUCCAGAAGAUUCUCAGAUGAUAGGGGGCAAAAAACCAUAGCCACGGAUGGGAAGAUGCCUGAAAAGUCCGUUGGCCCUGCCCCAUCCAUCAGAAAGACACUAACUUUUGCAGAUCAGCUCUCGAAUGACAAUGCUAAUAAGAAACCUGAAAAUGCAGAGCUCGGAACAUCCAUCUAUCCUGCUCCAGCCAUCAGAAAGACUCCAACUUUUGCAGAUAAGCUAUUUGACCGCACAGCCAGUAGAAAAACUGAAAGUCAAGUGCCAAACCCUGAACUUCCCUCCACCAAACAAUCCACAUUCUCACCAGCAGAAAUCAAAAGGCAGAGUUCAACAAAACCUGGAGGUAAUGAGUCUGAGGCAGAUGCUUGGGAGAAAGCUGAGAUGGCUAAGAUCAAAGAAAAGUAUGAGAAGUUGGCUGCCAGAAUUCUUGCAUGGGAGAAUGAGAGGAAGACAAAAGCCACAACCCGAUUGAGUAAAACAGAGGUUUCAUUUUCUUUUUAUCGUAAAGCUUAUGAAAGCAUGAAAUACUGAUCAGCCAGAGCUGAAACUAACAUAAUCAAACUGCAGGCUGAAUUAGACAGGAAAAGAGCAAAAGCCUUGCGACAAUACCGCAGCAAGAUCGAAAGCAUUGAUCAUAUUUCAGGAGGAGCGAGAGCACAAGCAGAGGAAAAUCAAAGAAAUGAAGAGUUCAAGGUGAAAGAGAAGGCAAACAAAAUCAGAUUGACAGGGAGAUUCCCGGCUACAUGUUUCUGCUUCUGAUCCUCAUCAUACACUUGUAAAAACUUAGAAUCUAUAAAAUUCUCCAAUUGUAAUCAACUCAAAAACCGAAAUUCCUUUACAUGAUUCAGCAUUGUAUGUGGAUGAGAAAUCACUAAAUUAACUACCUGGUACCAUCAAUUAAACCAAAUAAAUAAGUCCUAUGGAAAGAGAAAUGGGUUCAGAUAUUGAGCUGCCUAUCAGGUACAAACCUUAGUCCAUGCAAUUUGGCAAAUAAUCACAUGGUGCUUUCACUUAUUGUGCCAGAUAUAUUUUGGGGAGGCUGGGAUAUCAGAA
Molecule: messenger RNA, 1501 nt
Organism: Ilex paraguariensis (yerba mate)
Lineage: Eukaryota; Viridiplantae; Streptophyta; Magnoliopsida; Aquifoliales; Aquifoliaceae
Source: the annotation of a GenBank genome assembly